Messenger RNA from Pygocentrus nattereri (red-bellied piranha), 1434 nucleotides. RefSeq names its product rho-related GTP-binding protein RhoN. The record is from RefSeq and is a predicted model, not a curated record. Lineage: Eukaryota; Metazoa; Chordata; Actinopteri; Characiformes; Serrasalmidae. Gene Ontology annotation, molecular function: GTP binding; GTPase activity. The transcript is spliced from 5 exons. Bases 1 to 690 code for a protein of 229 amino acids. Gene Ontology annotation, biological process: small GTPase-mediated signal transduction.
AUGGAGGGCAAAGUUAGCCGCUGCAAAAUUGUGGUGGUGGGUGAUGCGCAGUGUGGGAAGACCGCUUUACUGCAUGUGUUCGCCAAGGACUCUUACCCGGAGACUUAUGUGCCCACGGUGUUCGAGAACUACACGGCCAGUUUCGAAAUCGACAAGCGGCGGAUCGAGCUCAACAUGUGGGACACUUCAGGCUCCUCCUAUUAUGACAACGUUCGACCAUUGGCCUACCCGGACUCGGACGCCGUCCUCAUCUGCUUUGACAUCAGCCGGCCAGAGACAUUGGACAGUGUACUGAAAAAGUGGCAGGGAGAGACGCAGGAGUAUUGCCCGAAUGCUAAAGUGGUGUUAGUUGGCUGUAAGCUGGACAUGAGGACCGACAUGAACACACUGAGGGAACUGUCUAAACUACGGCUAAUACCAGUUACACACGAACAGGGCACUUCCCUGGCCAGGCAAAUCGGGGCGGUGGCAUAUGCCGAGUGCACAUCUAAAUACUCCGAGAACAGCGUGCGGGACGUCUUCCACGUCACCACAGUGGCCUCUGUGGGCCAGCUUCAUCGGCCGCCGCUGAAACGCUCCAACUCCCGCCGAGGCCUCAAGCGGGUAUCCCAACAGCCCCAGCGUUCCGAGAUCCUGGAGCGGCCACCAGCCAUCCGGAAGGACCGUGCCAAGAGCUGCGUGAUCAUGUAGAGGACAUGAACCUGACCUGGGAUCUGUUUUUGCCACUGUAACUCACAGGGGCUUGUGAUCCGAUGGUUUGAUUAGCUGCGCUAGUUUAGCGCUAGUUAGCAAGUUAGCAUGUUCAGUUGCUGGUUGUGCUCAACAGCCUGGUUGGUGUACAGAUAUCUCAAUACACAAAGGCAGACCUAUUUAUUGACUGGGAUUAUGCUUUUUUAAUGUUUAUGGCUUUUAUUGCACCUCUAAAGAUGAGUUGGACUUAAAGGACUAAUAAUGAGAUGGAUUUUUUUGUUCAUAUAUUUUUUUUAUUUGCUGAAAUUAUUUGGAGGAAGCUGGUGUGCAGAGCAGGAAUGAAACAAGAAAAAAAGUAUUGUAUAUAAACUUAAAAAGGCAUCAAAGCUUUGUUUCAAGAAGCAAAAAAAAACAUGAAAACAACAAAUAUAUGAGAAAGAAAAAUGAGGCUAAGGAUUGGAUGAUUGGGAGCUGGUUUGUGAUGUCAUUUUCUGUCUUGAGAAGACCCCCCACCCCCUGCAGAUUAUUUCAUUUUGCUUUUGAAUAUUACAGUGAACACAGCACAAAGAAAAAUGCACAAAAUGUAUACUACAAAAUCAAACAGAUGCUCAACUGGAUAAAAAAAAAUUGUUGUCACGUGGGAAAGAAGGCGAAAAGGGAACGUGGAUGUUUAUGGUAUUUUAUAUUUGGCUGUAUUUGUGUGAUGCUGAAAUAAACAAACAGUUGCUCUGCUGUCUGAAACUG